This is a messenger RNA of Herpailurus yagouaroundi (jaguarundi), 4146 nucleotides long. RefSeq names its product protein phosphatase 1 regulatory subunit 3E (gene PPP1R3E). The record is from RefSeq and is a predicted model, not a curated record. Gene Ontology annotation, molecular function: glycogen binding; protein phosphatase 1 binding. NCBI's taxonomy places the organism in Eukaryota, Metazoa, Chordata, Mammalia, Carnivora, Felidae. Gene Ontology annotation, biological process: regulation of glycogen biosynthetic process. The coding region runs from base 894 to 1733 and encodes 279 amino acids. The transcript is spliced from 4 exons. Gene Ontology annotation, cellular component: protein phosphatase type 1 complex.
UUUGAGAGCCUAGUAUGUGCUGUAACUGACCAGGAAUCAGACACACCCUCUGCCCUCAAAGGCCUUGCAGUGGGGUUAGAGAUCAGAACUCUAAUCUACUUUUUCACAGAUGAGAAAACUGAGGUCCAGAGAAGUUAUGCCUUGCUCAAGGUAAAACAGCAAAAUAUCAUCAGAGGUGAGACCAGAGCGUUUUCCCACAACUCAGUUCAGAACACUUUUCCAAUUGACCACCCCACCCUUUUGAGGGUCACAUCUCAGCUACUAUUUGAGAGAUUACCUAGUUUUCAUGAUCCUCCCUUCUGUGCACCCACUGUCACCCUCGCUCCCAAACCUGGAGCCUAGGAUUUAGAAAAGAAAACGGUGAGCCCUGAAGAGAAAGUCACACACUGGGUAUUUUGAACCAUCCUCUGCAAGAAAAGGAAAGGUUACUCUGGUCUCCCAGCAUUAACUCUUCCUGUGCCGGAGAGGUUGAGGCCGUUUAAAAACAAAAAACCUGAGUGGUCUCACUCAGGACCGAAAGGGUAGAUCCCCGCCCCCUGGUAAAGCAGCGAAGACAGAUGGGGAGCCACCUGUCAGAGGACUGUGGGCGGGGGCCGGGACCGAGAGGGCCGCGGGACCAGAGGGUGAGCGCCGCUGAGCGCACGCUCAGAGCAGACAGUUCGCAGGAGGCGAGAUGAUGGUCUAAAACCCUGGGAGCUGACGGCCAGAGCGGGAGGAAAGGUAGUCACGGAAGGGAGGCAGAGCUACAGGAGGUGGGGGAUCCUGGAGGUGACAGCAAGGAGAGUACGCAACCGCGAGGGGCAGCUCCAGCGAGGACGCCGGGCGGUCGGGCGAGAGAAGGCAGGGCAGCGCCGCGGCGCUGCGGGCGGGCUCCGCCAGGGCGGGGGGGUGCCAUGUCUCGAGAGCGGCCCCCCCGCACCGACAUCCCGCGCAACCUGAGCUUCAUAGCCGCGCUGACGGAGCGUGCCUACUACCGCAGCCAGCGGCCCAGCCUCGAGGAGGAGCCAGAGGUGGAGCCAGGCGAGGGCGGGACGCGCCUCGGGGCCCGGUCCCGAGCUCACGCUCCCAGUCGGGGUCGCCGGGCCCUCUCUGCGCCAGCCGGAGGCGGCGGAGUUCGGGUGCCUCGCAGCCGCAGCCCCGACACCCGCAAGAGAGUGCGUUUCGCCGACGCGCUUGGGCUGGAGCUGGCCGCGGUGCGCCGCUUCCGCCCCGGAGAGUUGCCCCGGGUGCCCCGCCACGUGCAAGUUCAGCUGCAGAGAGACGCCCUCCGCCACUUCGCGCCGUGCCAGCCUCGCGCCCGCGGCCUCCAGGAGGCGCGCGCCGCCCUAGAGCCGGCCAGCGAGCCCGGCUUCGCCGCCCGCUUGCAGGCCCAGCGCAUCUGCCUGGAACGCGCCGAGGCGGGCCCGCUGGGCGUGGCCGGGAGCGCGCGUGUGCUGGACCUUGCCUACGAGAAGCGCGUGAGUGUGCGCUGGAGCGCCGACGGCUGGCGGAGCCAACGCGAGGCCCCCGCCUCCUACGCCGGUCCGGCCCCGCCCCCGCCGCGCGCGGAUCGCUUCGCCUUCCGCCUUCCGGCGCCACCCAUUGGGGGCGCCCUGCUUUUCGCCUUGCGCUACCGCGUGACCGGCCACGAGUUCUGGGACAACAACGGCGGCCGUGACUAUGCUCUACGGGGGCCCGAGCACCCCGGGAGUGGCGGAGCCCCCGAGCCCCAGGGCUGGAUCCACUUUAUCUGAGACUCCUGCGGCCGACGGCGCAAAACGCAAAGGCACCCAGGGGCCGGGGGAGCACGAAGAUUUGGCUGGGAAGAAAGAAAGAAACCGAAAUUGGCUGGGAGCUGUCCAAGAGAAUCAAGCUCCUUCUUGACAGUCUUCUAGAAAGGAGAAGAGGGAAAAGAAGCAGUUCCUGAUGCACAUGAACAACUGUUCCCAGCCUUAGUCCUUUGAAGGAAGAUGGCCGAAAGAGAGGAACUCCAAGUCACUUCUCAAGGAAAUGCUGGCUUAAACAUCAUCCUUAUCUAAUGAAGAAAACAAAGAAUUUCAUGCAUCUUGUGGAACACCUUCAGGUCAAAGUACCAGCAGAGUGAAGAAAGAAACUGCUAGAAGCCACAAAGCAAUGUGCUUUUUAGUCAUCAGUGAAGAGCCCAAGGGAGGUUGAUGGAGAGGGAGACUGGGUUGAGGCUCAGUGUAUAAUAAUCUCUUGCCUAAUGUGUAUGCAUUAUUAUUAUGUUGUAUUAACAAUCAUAAUAGCUCACAUUUACUUAUCUGCUAAAAUCUGGUGUCUUGCAUGCAAUACAACCCUCAAAACAACCCUAUCAGUUGAGUAAUAUCCCUAUUUUAGAGCUUAGGAAACAGCUCACAAAAGCUCAGUAAUUUGUUCAAGAUCACAUAGCUAGUAAAUGGCAUAGCUGGGAUUGUGAACUCAGGAUAUCUCCAGAGGUUCUGUGCAUAACCAUUUAAUUAUAGUUCUUCCUUUAAAAACAAAACUGACAACUUUGCCAUAUAUAGUCUCUUAUUAGGAAAAGACCACAGUUUCUAACUGCUCUGCCUUCCUAUCCUCCCAGUCUCCUGAACUGGCAUAGAGAAGGCAAAGCACUGAGGGGUCCCAAGUUCCAUCCAGGAGCUUGCUGCUGUCUCCUGUACCAGUGUCCCAGCUCUGCAGAAUCAGCAAGGGACCAUCCUGCCUGCCUGCUAGAGAACUUGGGAGCCCACCUGAACUCCAGCUUUUCCAUACAUUGGGAUUCUCUCCUGGUCCUAACCAACUCUCUACACGUGUUGGUGUGUCAUGCCCCUUUCCACUCCCCCGAAUAGUUUUGAACUGACCAAUCCCUAAAGUUUCCACUAGAAAGUAUCCCUGACUAGGACAGUUGCUGAAUGGUCUGUGCUUGGACCCUCUCUGCAAGCCCUGGUAUUACUGAGUAGAUAAAUGUAAACUGGUUGGAGAUGGAAUGAAGAAUAAUCCAUUUUUCCCUGAGCUUUCUCAGUAAGAAGUACCAUGGCUCACCCACCCCCCAUUCUCAGCUUUAUGGAGCCAACACAUGAAUCUUCUAGUUUUCCCAUAUAGAGCUGCCCCAGGGCCUGGGAGUAAACUGACAGUCUAAUCUGAUAUGGGAAACACUAGGAGUUUGGUGGAAUCUUUAGGAAGGUAUGUGUUAGGCAUUGGGAUAGGGACUUUCCCCUAAAGGCUGAUGACUAUAUGAACAGGAGCAAUUUGGUGUAUAACAUGUCAGCCAUAGAUGAGGAAGUGUUAUAUAAGAAAAAACAUUACGCUGGUCAGGGGCUUGGGUCCUUGAAGCAACACAGCUGGGCCACUUUGCCUGUUUCUCCUAUCCAGAUCUUAGAUAUCUUCCUACACUUAGCUGUCUGAUAGCCUUCCUUGUUCUUUUGUUUCUCUUUAUGAAUGUAGUGCAUCAUUUAUUGUCACAAUAAGCCAUAACUUCUGAACUCUCCAAUCUAACUCCCACAUUUUCUUGCUUCUAACACCUGUGUUUCUCUGGAGUUUCUCUGGAUCCUUGCAAUCCAAAGGUCAUAGAAUCAGAGACCAGGAAAAACUUGUGUUUAGAGAUUACUGGGUCCAUGCUCCACUACAGAUGAGGACACAGGUCCAGAGAUGAGAAGUGACUUCAGCAGGGUCAGAGAAUUUGUUAGUGCAGCUCAAGAUGGGUCUUACCUUCAACCCUUCUGCACACAUGCCAUUCCUGGGCUAUAAAACAGGCCUCUACAUAGUCAGAUCUGUGAUUUUUCAUGGCAAGGGAUAAUAUCAGAAAUGUUUCAUUUUCUCCUGCUAGUUUCCAUUCCCUUCCCCAUCCAGGCAUGAAAAGAAACAAAAGGCACUUGUAGUUUUCUUUGUUUUCCCAGCCUUGGCACUUCUUUGGGUGAUAUUGCUGAGGAACAGUGAAGUUGCUAAAAACAUGGUAUAAUCCACCCAUUGACUAACCUGGAGAGGAAAUUAAAGUUUGCUUUGUGAAUUCCCCCAAACCACUGUUCUCAUCAGGCCCUCCCAGAGCAUCCUCAUACUGUUCACAGUGUAGCCAUGUUCACUGGGCCCCAAACCCACUAGUUCUGUGCCUCACUUCAGCUUCCACAUGCAACUACCCUUCCUUCUGGAUAAAGGACCUCAUAUGUGAAAUAAAGUCAAAAUAUGAAAGUA